GUAGUGGGCCUGGAGCACAUCAAGAUGUCGACCACGACGGUUCCGGAGCUGAAGCAGAUCAGCCGGGAGGAAGCAAUGCGCUUGGGGCCCGGCUGGAGCCAUUCAUGCCACGCCAUGCUGUACGCCGCCAACCCUGGGCAGCUUUUCGGACGUAUCCCCAUGCGUUUCUCAGUGCUGAUGCAGAUGCGCUUCGACGGGCUGCUGGGCUUUCCCGGGGGUUUCGUGGACCGGCGCUUCUGGUCACUGGAGGAUGGCUUGAACCGGGUGCUAGGCCUGGGCCUGGGCGGCCUACGCCUUACCGAAGCUGAUUACCUGAGUUCACACCUGACUGAGGGUCCACACCGUGAGGUGGCACACCUGUACGCACGGCAGCUGACACUGGAACAGCUGCAUGCUGUGGAGAUCAGCGCUGUGCACUCACGGGACCACGGUCUGGAGGUGGGACUACUGCCUGGGGCCCGCCCCCAUUCCCACUCCUGAGGUUUGGCUCUGGCACCACAGAAGGCUCCGAUGGGUCCUGGGCCUUGUACGUGUCCCACUGUACACACAGAAGGAUCGAGUCGGAGGCUUUCCUAACUUUCUGAGCAACGCCUUCGUCAGCACUGCCAAAUAUCAGCUCCUAUUUGCCCUUAAGGUACUCAACAUGAUGCCCUCGGAAAAGCUGGCGGAGGCCUUGGCCUCGGCCACAGAGAAGCAGAAGAAGGCCCUAGAAAAGCUGCUCCCGGCCUCAUCCUGAGGUGGUUCCUAUGCAGGUCCCUGCCCUCCCUUGGCUGUCUCUGCCCACAGGCCCUGGAAUUUCCAAGAAGUGUGCCUUCUAGUGUGUUUGGUUUUGCAUCCCUUCUGACUGCAAGGGACAAGCAGGCAGCUGUUCAUCAUUACUGUCCCAAGCAGUCCCUGGGACCUAGCUACCCUCUCAGGUUGGUCAGUGGGUGGGCCUGGGCCUGGGUCUAGCUCUUCAAGCUGAAAAUGUCCUCACCCGUCCCAGGACUCAAACUGUCCUGUGUGAGUCUGUUCAUGACUGGUGGAGUCCCAGCUAGAGCCCAUUCUUCCAAGGCAACCACUUGGUUGAUACACAAAUGCUCGACUGGUCAUGGGUUUUGUUCAAUAGAGAUGACCCAUGUUAGAUCAGUCCUUCCUUCCCUUAGCCCAGAACCUGAUCCAGCUUGGGGUAAGAUGUUUGUUUGGGUGGUUGUUGGAUUUUUCUGUUAGGUUUUUUUUUUUUCUUGGUGUAUGAAUUGUGGGUUGGUUUCAGAAUGGCUGUGCCCCACAUGGCUUUGCUCCCCAUGAGGGCUUUGGCUCAGCUCUGUGAAACUGAAGAAGGAAGAAGACAAUAAAGCCAUUCCUCUGA
Molecule: messenger RNA, 1348 nt
Organism: Grammomys surdaster
Lineage: Eukaryota; Metazoa; Chordata; Mammalia; Rodentia; Muridae
Gene: Nudt16l1
Product: nudix hydrolase 16 like 1
Exons: 3
Coding region: 25-480 (151 amino acids)
Cellular component (GO): nucleus
Molecular function (GO): snoRNA binding
Source: RefSeq, a predicted model, not a curated record